UCUCACAUUGUGUAUAACAACAUUUUCAUCACCUAGUUUUUCGUAGUUACUGACGUAUUGAAACAAUUAAGAUUCCUCUGCAUCCCCGCCUUCUACAUAUUGAGGAUUUCAGGACCCUGCAGAACUCAUCUCUCUCACUCACACACACACACACAAACAGAGAGAGAGGUGGAACAAUGCCUUACAAAAGUCGUUCUAGCUUUCAACUGUCUGCGUUACCAGUUACCAUCUUCGCACAUUUGAUAGUCAUAGCAGUGACUACCCUUGUGCUCGUUUGGCUCCUUCACUUUCGGGAAGGCCUCGCUUUCAAAUCAGUCAUCAAAGCAAAGAUUUUCAAUGUGCACCCACUUCUAAUGACAGUUGGAUUCAUUUUAAUGGGAGGAGAAGCUAUCAUGGCAUACAAGUCAAUCCCAGGAACAAGAAAUGUGCAAAAAGGGUUUCACCUGACAUUGCAUUUCAUCGCUUUUCUUUCUGGAAUUGUUGGAAUAUAUGCAGUUUUCAAGUUUCAUAACGAGCUUGACAUUCCAGAUAUGUAUACCUUGCAUUCUUGGCUUGGCAUGUCCACCAUCUGUUUAUUUGGCCUGCAGUGGCUCAUAGCUGCCUUCUCCUUCUGGUGGCCUCGUGCAGAGAAGCAGUCAAGGGCAAGGCUUGCUCCGUGGCAUGUUUUCUUAGGCAUGGUCAUCUUCCUCAUGGCAAUACUGAGUGCUGAGACAGGUUUGCUGGAGAAAUUUCUCUUCCUAGGCCUCUACCGCAGCCGAGAAGCAAUGAUAGUGAACUUCACUGGACUACUAUUACUCAUCUUUGGAAUAUCUGUUGGUCUCACUGUUCUCCUUCCGCAGAGUUAAUAGCAAAGCUCGAAAUUAUGUCUAUCUUCAUGGCUCUUGUAAGUUGAUUAUGUUUGUAGACAAUUUGCUAAAAAUUUGUUAUUGAUUACUAGAAUAAUAAUUCCAUUCUAGUGAAUGUUCAACAAACAAUAAUAGAAAGUAAAAGAGUGUCUCUAUUUGUUGUGGGAUGAUGUUCCCUGUACACUUGGUAAAUAAAACUUAUGGUUACCAGUUCAGUUGGCUAGGAUGGUAUUCUGGGAAGUUUGUGAACGGGGGUGGAACUCAGCUCUCUGAUAUCCAUACGGACCAUACUUUCAGUGCCCGAGUGCCAUUUGUUGAUGAUGAUAGUCUUCAUUUUUUUUCCCUGAGCUUUGUCAGCAGAAGGGUGGUAGUGAUUGUGGUUGUUUUGGUCUAUUUCGUAUUACUAGGCCUCUGUUUGCUAAGAGGCGUGGCUAGAUGUAUUGGUGUUAUCUUUCAUUAUUUUUUUCACCAUUUCUGGGUUCUGGAAAUGGUCGUUUCAAUUGUAUUGCGAGGGUAUGCCCUCUUUGGCUGCCUUAUAUUCUUUCUUUUUUGGUUCAAUGAAAUCAAUCUUAGGAGAAAAAAUAAACUUAUGGUUAGAAAAGUAUGAUGCUGAA
Molecule: messenger RNA, 1459 nt
Organism: Cornus florida
Lineage: Eukaryota; Viridiplantae; Streptophyta; Magnoliopsida; Cornales; Cornaceae
Product: probable ascorbate-specific transmembrane electron transporter 1
Exons: 4
Coding region: 177-845 (222 amino acids)
Molecular function (GO): oxidoreductase activity
Source: RefSeq, a predicted model, not a curated record